CCUGGGCCCAGGGCACUGUGCUCAAUGCGCUGGGGCGAGUGCCUGCAGGGUGGACCCGGCGAUCAGGUCUCCGCGGUGCCACUUCGGGCGCGGGCGGGAAGCCGGGACGCUCCGCACCUGCAGCGACUUUGGGCCCCGCGGACCCGGCGCAGGCACCUGUGGCUGCGUCCUAUGGCGCACGUGGAGGCGGAGGCUCUGGGGAGCCGCCGGGGUCGCCUGUGAGCCGGGGAGCGGAGGAGGCACCGGCGCGCACGAUGUCGUUCCUUGAAGAGGCGAGGGCAGCGGGGCGCGCGGCGGUCCUGGCGCUGGUGCUGCUGCUGCUCCCCGCCGUGCCCGUGGGCGCCAGCGUUCCGCCGCGGCCCCUGCUCCCGCUGCAGCCCAGCAUGCCCCACGUGUGUGCUGAGGAGGAGCUGACCCUGGUGGGCCGCCGCCAGCCGUGCGUGCGGGCCUUCAGCCACACGGUGCCGGUGUGGAAGGCCGGCUGCGGGUGGCAGGCGUGGUGCGUGGGCCAUGAGCGGAGAACCGUCUACUACAUGGGCUACAGGCAGGUGUAUACCACGGAGGCCCGGACCGUGCUCAGGUGCUGCCGAGGGUGGACACAGCAGCCCGGUGAGGAGGGCUGCCUCUCGGCUGAAUGCAGCGCCGGCCUCUGUUUUCACGGUGGCCGUUGUGUGCCAGGCUCAGCCCAGCCGUGUCACUGUCCCCCCGGCUUCCAGGGACCCCGCUGUCAGUAUGAUGUGGACGAAUGCCGAACCCACAACGGUGGCUGCCAGCACCGGUGCGUGAACACCCUAGGCUCCUACCUCUGUGAGUGCAUGCCCGGCUUCCGGCUCCACACUGACAGCAGGACCUGCCUGGCCAUUAACUCCUGUGCCCUGGGCAAUGGCGGCUGCCAGCACCACUGUGUCCAGCUCACGAUCACUCGGCAUCGCUGCCAGUGCCGGCCCGGGUUCCAGCUCCAGGAGGACGGAAGGCGCUGUGUCCGGAGAAGCCCGUGUGCCGACAGGAACGGCGGCUGCAUGCACAGGUGCCAGGUGAUCCGGGGCCUUGCCCGCUGUGAGUGCCACGCGGGCUAUCAGCUAGCAGCAGACGGCAAGGCCUGUGAAGAUGUGGAUGAAUGUGCCGCAGGGCUGGCCCAGUGUGCCCAUGGCUGCCUCAACACCCAGGGGUCCUUCAAGUGCGUGUGUCAUGCGGGCUACGAGCUGGGCGCCGAUGGCCGGCAGUGCUACCGGAUUGAGAUGGAAAUCGUGAACAGCUGUGAGGCCAACAACGGCGGCUGCUCCCAUGGCUGCAGCCACACCAGUGCUGGGCCCCUGUGCACCUGUCCCCGUGGCUACGAGCUGGACACAGAUCAGAGGACCUGCAUCGAUGUCGACGACUGUGCAGACAGCCCGUGCUGCCAGCAGGUGUGCACCAACAACCCUGGCGGGUACGAGUGCGGCUGCUACGCCGGCUACCGGCUCAGUGCUGAUGGCUGUGGCUGUGAGGAUGUGGAUGAGUGCGCCUCCAGCAGUGGCGGCUGCGAGCACCGCUGCACCAACCUGGCCGGCUCCUUCCAGUGCUCCUGCGAGGCCGGCUACCGGCUGCACGAGGACCGUAGGGGCUGCAGCCCCCUGGAGGAGCCGGUGGUAGACCUGGACGGCGAGCUGCCCUUCGUGCGGCCCCUGCCCCACAUUGCCGUGCUCCAGGACGAGCUGCCGCAACUCUUCCAGGAUGACGACGUCGGGGCUGAUGAGGAAGAGGCAGAGUUGCGGGGCGAACACACGCUCACAGAGAAGUUUGUCUGCCUGGAUGACUCCUUUGGCCAUGACUGCAGCUUGACCUGUGAUGACUGCAGGAAUGGAGGGACCUGCCUCCCGGGCCUGGAUGGCUGUGACUGCCCCGAGGGCUGGACUGGGCUCAUCUGCAAUGAGACUUGUCCUCCGGACACCUUCGGCAAGAACUGCAGCUUCUCCUGCAGAUGUCAGAAUGGUGGGACCUGCGACUCUGUCACUGGGGCCUGCCGCUGCCCCCCAGGUGUCAGUGGAACUAACUGUGAGGAUGGCUGCCCCAAGGGCUACUAUGGCAAGCACUGUCGCAAGAAAUGCAACUGUGCCAACCGGGGCCGGUGCCACCGCCUCUACGGGGCCUGCCUCUGCGACCCGGGGCUCUACGGCCGCUUCUGCCACCUCACCUGCCCGCCAUGGGCCUUUGGGCCGGGCUGCUCAGAGGAGUGCCAGUGUGUGCAGCCCCACACGCGGUCCUGUGACAAGAGGGAUGGCAGCUGCUCCUGCAAGGCCGGCUUCCGGGGCGAGCGCUGUCAAGCAGAGUGUGAGCCGGGCUACUUUGGGCCGGGGUGCCGGCAGGCAUGCACCUGCCCAGUGGGCGUGGCCUGUGACUCCUUGAGCGGCGAGUGUGGGAAGCAGUGUCCCGCUGGCUUCCAGGGAGAGGAUUGCGGCCAAGAGUGCCCGGUGGGGACGUUCGGCGUGAACUGCUCGGGCUCCUGCUCCUGUGGGGGGGCCCCCUGCCACGGGCUCACGGGGCAGUGCCGGUGUCCGCCGGGGAGGACCGGGGAAGACUGUGAGGCAGAUUGUCCCGAGGGCCACUGGGGGCUGGGCUGCCAGGAGAUCUGCCCAGCAUGCCAACACGCUGCCCGCUGCGACCCUGAGACCGGAGCCUGCCUGUGCCUCCCUGGCUUCGUCGGCAGCCGCUGCCAGGAUGUGUGCCCAGCAGGCUGGUAUGGUCCCAGCUGCCAGACAAGGUGCUCUUGUGCCAAUGAUGGGCACUGCCACCCAGCCACCGGACACUGCAGCUGUGCCCCCGGGUGGACCGGCUUUAGCUGCCAGAGAGCCUGUGAUAGUGGGCACUGGGGACCUGACUGCAGCCACCCCUGCAACUGCAGCACUGGCCACGGGACCUGCGAUGCCAUCAGUGGCCUGUGUCUGUGCGAGGCUGGCUACGUGGGCCCACGAUGCGAGCAGCGGUGUCCCCAGGGCCACUUUGGGCCCGGCUGUGAGCAGCGGUGCCAGUGUCAGCACGGAGCAGCCUGUGACCACGUCAGCGGGGCCUGCACCUGCCCGGCCGGCUGGAGGGGCACCUUCUGCGAGCGUGCCUGCCCGGCCGGCUUCUUUGGAUUGGACUGUCGCAGUGCCUGCAACUGCACCGCUGGAGCUGCCUGUGAUGCUGUGAAUGGCUCCUGCCUCUGCCCCGCUGGCCGCCGGGGCCCCCGCUGUGCCGAGAGCUGCCCAGCCCACACCUAUGGGCGCAAUUGCAGCCAGGCCUGUGCCUGCUUUAACGGGGCCUCCUGUGACCCUGUCCACGGGCAGUGCCACUGUGCCCCUGGCUGGAUGGGGCCCUCCUGCCUGCAGGCCUGCCCUGCUGGCCUGUACGGCGACAACUGUCAACAUUCCUGCCUCUGCCAGAAUGGGGGGACCUGCGACCCUGUGUCAGGCCACUGUGCGUGCCUGGAGGGCUGGGCCGGCCUGGCCUGUGAGAAGGAGUGCCUCCCUGGGGACGUCGGAGCUGGUUGCCGGCACAGCUGCGGUUGCCUCAACGGGGGCCUGUGUGACCCGCACACAGGCCGCUGCCUCUGCCCAGCCGGCUGGAUUGGGGACAAGUGUCAGAGCCCACCUGCUCCGGGCCUGUCCUGGCCCACAGAUCCCUACGGGCCCCUCCCAGGAAGCCUCCCCAGCCCUCAUCUUUCUGCAGCCUGCCUAUGGGGCUGGUUUGGAGAGGCCUGUGCCCAGCGCUGCAGCUGCCCGCCUGGCGCUGCCUGCCACCACGUCACUGGGGCCUGCCACUGUCCCCCUGGCUUCACUGGCUCUGGCUGCAAGCAGGCGUGCCCGCCCGGCAGCUUUGGGGAGGACUGUGCACGGAUGUGCCAGUGUCCCGGUGAGAACCCGGCCUGCCACCCUGCCACUGGGAUCUGCUCAUGUGCUGCUGGCUACCACGGCCCCAGCUGCCAGCAACGAUGCCCGCCCGGGCGGUAUGGGCCAGGCUGUGAACAGAUGUGUGGAUGUCUCAACGGGGGCUCCUGUCAUGCAGCCACGGGGGCCUGCCGCUGCCCCGCUGGGUUCCUCGGGGCGGACUGCAGCCUCACCUGUCCACAGGGCCGCUUCGGCCCCAACUGCACCCACGUGUGUGGGUGUGGGCAGGGGGCAGCCUGCAACCCUGUGACCGGCACCUGCCUCUGCCCCCCGGGGAGAGCCGGCGUCCGCUGUGAGCGAGGCUGCCCCCAGAACCGGUUUGGCGUGGGCUGUGAGAACACCUGCUCCUGCAGGAACGGAGGGCUGUGCCACGCCAACAAUGGCAGCUGCUCCUGUGGCCUGGGCUGGACAGGGCUGCACUGUGAGCUGGCCUGUCCCCCUGGGCGCUACGGAACCGCCUGCCUUCUGGAGUGCUCCUGCCACAACAACAGCACAUGUGAGCCCGCCACGGGCACCUGCCGCUGCGGCCCCGGCUUCUACGGCCAGGCCUGCGAGCACCCCUGUCCACCUGGCUUCCACGGGGCUGGCUGCCAGGGAGUGUGCCGGUGUCAACAUGGAGCCCCCUGCAACCCCAUCAGUGGCCGGUGCCUGUGUCCCGCUGGCUUCCACGGCCAUUUCUGUGAGAGGGGGUGUGAGCCAGGUUCAUUUGGAGAGGGCUGCCACCAGCGGUGUGACUGCGACGGGGGGUCACCCUGUGACCCUGUCACCGGUCUCUGCCUUUGCCCACCAGGGCGCUCAGGAGCCACCUGUAACCUGGAUUGCAGAAGGGGCCAGUUCGGGCCCAACUGCACCCUGCACUGUGACUGCGGGGGUGGGGCUGACUGCGACCCUGUCAGUGGGCAGUGUCACUGUCUGGAUGGCUACAUGGGGCCCACGUGCCGGGAAGGUGGGCCCCUCCGGCUCCCCGAGAACCCGUCCUUAGUCCAGGGCUCAGGUAAGGGGUGUGGGGAAUGCCUGUGGGCUUGCCAGGAGGGUGGGUUAUGGCAAAGUCAAAGAAGAGAGCUUAAGUAUAAUCUGGGCCCCACAGGGCAGCGGCUGCACCCGGGGCCUUGGGCCCCAGGAAUCUGGAGCUCAGAGACCAAGGCUGGGGCUAGAGCUGGGAAGGACAGGCUGGGAAGGACGGGUGGGCCCCACCCUGCUCUGCUGGGCUGAGCUGAGCUGCGCUGCUGAGGGGAGGGGUGGGUGGGAGAGGUGCCAACCCAGAACCCAGUCUGUUUUGGGAGCACCCACCCCACCCUGGACUGGCCCUCUUUUCUCCUUUUCCCCAGUGGCCACACUGCCCGCCUCCAGCAGACCCACAUCCCGGAGCGGUGGACCAGCGAGGCACUAGCAGAGGCAGUCCCAUGGAGCCCGCCUCUCCAGUCCCAGCCAGAGGGGACCCAGGCCUUUGGUGACCACUGAGAAGGACACUUCAUGGGCCCAGAGCUCCUGGUACUGCCCUUCCUCUGAGGGCCGUGGAGGGCUGUGGACAGCCCAGCAACCUGUCGCUCUUGGAGGCUGGUGUGGCCUUGAGGAGGGAAGCCUCGCAUGGCUGCUGGAAGAGAGGCGCCUCCUGGCCUGGCUCUGCAGAACCCAGGGGCACGCUCUGGGCCUGGGCUGAGGAAGCCCCGCUCUCCCUGCGGCUCUGAGUGGGACUGAGGACAGGUGUGGGCCCCAGUGUGGGUGUGGGUGUAGGUGCAGGCACAGGACCACUGUCCUCCAGGCAGGCUUUUUGGUGCUAGGCCUUGGGACUGGAAGUCGCCCAGCCCGUAUUUAUGUAAAGGUAUUUAUGGGCUGCUGCACAUGCCCGCUGCAGCCCUGGGAUCAGCUGGAAGCUGCCUGUCAUCUCCUGCCCGAUCCCCAGAAACGCUGAUUCAGGUCUGCAGGGUCCUGUGGGCUCACCAGGCUGCUGGCUCCUGUACCAUGUAAACCCAGGAAGGUAAAGGAGCAGGCAGCCUCCUCGUGACCUGUGUGUUUGCUGUGUUACGUGGACUCUGUGUGGGCUCCUCCCUGGGGCCCAGCCAGCAUAAUGGUGCACACAGGGACCUCCCAGUGCACCUGGGUCCCUUUGCAGGGGUGGGGGUGCCACACAAGUGAAGAAGUUGGGGCUCAUCUCAGUUCCCGGUGCUAUUGAGGAGAACGCUGGGGCUGCAUUCAUUACCACUGAGACACCCCCGGAGACCCAGAGAGUGGCUGGUCCCAAAGAAGGGCCCAGCGGGAGGAGGGCUGGUGUGGAGGGGCAACCUGGACUGAGGCCAAACUUCCUCGGGCCCACCCCACCCACCCCUACCUGAGCAUCAGCAGUAGGGGGAGGGCAGCAUUGCAAGGGAAGGGACUCCCUGGGUGAGGACAGGCCGGCCCUCCCGAGCACCUGGCACUCAUGGGCUGAGGCUGACUUCUCCCGGAAGAAGGGCCCAGAGUGGACGGUAGAGGCAGAGGGUAGAGGUGGUGGCUGGGGGCUCCUCUGCAGGGCAGGGUGGCAAAUGGAGAGGGCUGCAUUCACGCUGCAACACAGGACUCUCUCUCCCUUGAGAAGGCCCCCUUAGGGUCUGGGCUGCCACCCCCCAUCACCCUAAAACCAGCCAAGGUGGCUGAGGCCCCAGGGCAGAGGAUUUCACCAGCAGGAGGAGGAGGAGGAGUCCAGUGAGCUCGGUUGCUCACAGACAGCAAGGGAGCUGUCAUAGAGGAAGCUGAUGAAUGGACCGCUGUGGGGAGACUUUAAAGUAAAACAGUGAUAAGGGAGGGUGGGAUGGUGGGGAGGUAGGAGCAGCAGCCAGAGAGAGACGGACUGGGGUGCAGACGGAAUGUGGAAAAUGCACACCUUGAAGCAUCCAGCAGAUGGGGUGAGUGGAUACAGCUCAGGAGAUUCUCCCAGGAAUAGCAGGGAGGCGUAAAGAGAGACAACGUACAGAAGAUAGAUGAAUGGAAAUGGGUAAGGGAGGUGUUCAUUCACAUCAUCUAACUGCAAAAUACAAAAGUAAGAAGUCAUUGACAUGAAGCAACGACGACCAAGACGUUCUCAGAUCUAAAGGUGAAUGAUCUCAGCCUGGAAAUGCACAAGAUGGAAAAAUAACAUAAAAAAGCCAUAAGACCUUGAAGAACAUCAGUGUCAAAGAUAAAUUCUAAAGUCCCAGAGAAAAAAGAAGAAUGGGAAUCGAAUUGACCUCAGACUUUACGUGAGAAACACAGAGAGCCAGAAAACUGUGAUGUUCCAUCCUCAGAGUUUGAAGGAAAUAUUUGAAGGCUGAAUUUUAUGUCCAGCUAAACUAUCAAGGGCGUGCAAAGUCCAUGUUAUUCUUAGAACUUCAAGGCCUCGGCCAUUUUUCUACAGAAAAGCCUUAUUUGAAAAUGCUCUUAGAGACGUUCUCCAGCCAGAAGAGAAAGAAGCCAGGAGGGUCCUCUGAGAUGUUCAGUCACCACAGUUCCCAAAUGGCCUAGUAAUUCAGAGAAUCAAAAUAUCCCCAUUACUCCCCAGUGGGAACCCCCGACAGUCUCAGCAUGGUGUGAGGGUGUGGACCGGGGGCCUGGCAGGUACCAAUCACUCAUCCCGCUCAGUGAAGACACAGUGUUCAGCUACGGAAGCCAUAAGGCAGGCUGAGCUUCUGCCCAUCCGGAGGAAAUCUCAGCUAUCCAAUGGCAGUCAGGAGCGGAGGAAAAUAAAGCGGAAUAACUAGAAAACGCUCACAGAUCCUAAUGUUAACGGUUACAAAUGACGACAGAAAAACAAACCCCUGACCGUAUAUUAUAUAGUUUCAAAUAGCAAGAAGGAGGAUAUUGAACAUUCUCAACACACAUCAUAAACGCUUGAGAUGAUAUGCUCAUUACCCUGAUUUGAUCACUAGACAUCCCAUGUAUCAAAACAUCACUGUGUAUCUGAUGAAUAUCUACAAUUAUUAUUUGUCAAUUAAAAACAGACUAGACUGCAUUAAAAA
Molecule: messenger RNA, 7876 nt
Organism: Pongo pygmaeus (Bornean orangutan)
Lineage: Eukaryota; Metazoa; Chordata; Mammalia; Primates; Hominidae
Product: multiple epidermal growth factor-like domains protein 6
Exons: 36
Coding region: 255-5117 (1620 amino acids)
Molecular function (GO): calcium ion binding; scavenger receptor activity; protein binding
Source: RefSeq, a predicted model, not a curated record